Molecule: messenger RNA, 1665 nt
Organism: Physcomitrium patens
Lineage: Eukaryota; Viridiplantae; Streptophyta; Bryopsida; Funariales; Funariaceae
Source: RefSeq, a predicted model, not a curated record
UGCGAACCAACCAGCAAAUCGUGGAGGCGACUGUUCCACCUGCCGAGGCGCCCUUUCCGCCUCAGUUCCGCUAGACCAAGUUUCGAUCACCUUCACUUUCAGCUGUUCGAUCCCUGUGCUAAUGCCAUUCGCCAACGUUAGCAUUCCAGCUCUUUGCGUGAACUGCAAGAUUAUGUAGCAGGAGGCUUUUUGUGUAGCCAAUUAGCUCCGAGCAAUUGUGAAUUUUAGUCCUCUGGUUCUUGUGUGCCCAGGAGUGGAAGCUUGUGGGUGUAAUCGAGAAGGCUGAGGGGAUUGAUUUCUGUCGGGACGCUUGCUGGUGUUGAUUAGUUGCUUGAAGGCAAUUUUUCUGUGACCUAUAUUGCUCGGAGCUUGAGAGUGCAGUUGAUUGAUGAUUAGGGUUUUGCAGCUCCAGGAGCAGGAAUUGGAAAAAUGUGUACAGGCGUACAGAUCGCGUGAUAUUGUCAAAUCACUGGAUGGGCGUGAUCGUUCUAUUAUUUUCGCACCUUUUGAUCCACUUUUAAUUUGUGGAGUGUGCUAGAGCUCAAUAUUCUACGAGGAGUUUUGUGUGAGAGUCUCGAGUUGGGAAUUUGAUACGUGAACAGGCAAGGAUGGGGCAUGCCUCAAUUGUGCAGAGAAAUUGGGUUCCUUGCGCACAGCCCAACUUUGCGUGUGUUUUAGUCUCUGCGCCGGUUGCAAGCUUCAAAGUAGUACGGUUCAGGCGAGCACUGUCAAGUACCUCAGGCCUUUCAAGCCGUUUCAGAGUUACGAACCAGACGAGGCUUAGUCCUAUGAAAAUGUUGUCUCCACAAUCAAGAUACUCUGGUAAUAGCGAUGGCGGUGAGAGUGAUUCAGAUGGCAGGUCAGGGUGGAGCCCUCGUGAUAAAUUCGGGCUGUAUCCUUGGGAUCCGUCUUGGGAUUCCCCAGAACGGGAUUGUAAGGAUGUGGAUUGGGUUCGAGAGGAUACAUUUACUUUCUUCACCACAGAUGGGCUGGUGCGGAUCGGGGGUUCAAUUCGGCCAUCAUUUGGGAAAAAACAUCGGCUUAGAAGACGGCGUUACAAGGAAGAGGAUUACAUGGAUCCGAAACAAGGCCUUUGUCUGGGUGCCAUUUUCGAUAUUGCAGCAACCAAUGGCUUGGACCGAGGGCGGAAGCUUUGUGUGGUUGGCUUCUGCCGAUCUAUUGAGAUGCUGAACGAUGUAGUGGAAGACACUGUUCUAGAUUUAGGGGGCGAGGUGGUGAUAGCAGAAAAAGCCACUACUGAAGGUCUACAUGAAAAGCUGACGAUGAUGGUGGUCAUGCCACUACUGUGGGGAGUACCUCCCGCGGUCGACACUCUGAACUACGCCAUCAGGUCAGGUGGAGGAAUUGUAGAAAAAACUUACAAGCAGUGGCACUUCUUGUAAAUCUUAUGUAUAUUUGCUGAUCUUGCGACAUUCCAUUCUUGUUGUAAUAUAUCUGUAGUAUUUAUCACGGUAGAAAUCUAGCUUCUUGAAGGAGUAUCUGCUAUUGCAGACCGUAAGAAGGUGGACAAGGAAGUAGCCUUGAUAAAUUGUGAUUAGUGUACUUUUCCUGUGUAUUGUACCAUGUUUUUGUACACUGCAACACUGUAAAUACAACCCUCUAUCUCAAGUUGGCACCCAAUGAUGGGGUUUAUUCUUUUGACAA